AUGGCUCGCCCAUCUGCGUCCCGGCCGGACUUCUACCUCAUUACCGACCAGGACACAGUCUACGAACAAGAGCUACUGCGCGACGGCAGCAGCAUCAAGCCAUGGCUUGCCUACAUCGAAUUCAAACAGCAGAGCGGGACCCUCUAUGAACAAGCCUUUGUCAUGGAGCGUGCCUGCCGACAACUGCCCCGGUCAUACAAGCUAUGGAAGAUGUAUCUCGAAUUUCGCACAGGGCACCUCAAGGGCCGCAACCCUGCUGUGUACCGCGCAGAGUACCUAAAAGUCAACGCCCUCUUCGAGCGGGCGUUGAUUCUUUUGAAUAAAAUGCCGCGCAUCUGGGAGCUAUAUCUGGCUUUCCUAUUGCAGCAGCCACUCAUUACCCAGACCCGACGAACCUUCGAUCGUGCCUUGCGAGCCCUUCCAAUCACGCAGCAUAACCGAAUUUGGAGACUUUACAAGGGCUUCGCGCGAUCGGCCUCUGGACAAACUGCUGUGAAAAUCUGGGCUCGUUACAUGCAGAUCCAUCCUGAGAAUGCUGAAGACUACAUUGAUGUUCUGGUGGAGAUGGGACAGUAUACCGACGCUGUCAAAGUCUACAUGGAUAUUCUCGACAACCCGCGGUUCCAGUCGAAAAACGGCAAGAGCAACUUCCAACUGUGGACCGAAAUGGUUGAUCUGCUUGUGUCAAAGGCCAAGAAGAUCCAAACUGGUCCCCAGGCGGGGAUUGACGUCGAUGCUAUCCUGCGAAGCGGAAUUGAGCGGUUUGCCGACCAGCGUGGAAAGCUCUGGGCUGGUCUCGCAACUUACUGGAUCACGAAGGGAAACUUUGAGAAGGCGAGAGACGUGUUUGAAGAGGGAAUCGUUACCGUUAUGACUGUCCGUGAUUUUACUCUUAUCUUCGACGCCUAUGUUGAAUUCGAGGAGUCCAUCAUUGGCAGUCUGAUGGAGUCCGCGGCUGUGCGUUCCGAGAAAGGCAAGGUGGACGAAGAAGCGGACUUUGACCUCGAUCUUCGCAUGCUUCGCUUUGAGCAAUUAAUGGAUCGCCGACCUUUCUUGGUGAAUGAUGUACUGCUGCGUCAGAACCCUAACAAUGUCAUCGAAUGGGAAAAGAGGGUAGGAUUGUGGGGUGACAAUAAGGUGGAAGCCGUCAACACCUACACAGCCGCUAUUGCUGCUAUCAAUCCAAAGAAAGCGCAUGGCAAAUUCUCAGAGCUAUGGGUCAAUUAUGCCAAGUUUUACGAAAACGGUGGAGAUUUGGACACCGCACGGGUGAUUUUCGACAAAGCCGUGAAAGUGCCUUUCAAAUCAGUCGCCGAGCUUGCUGAAACAUGGUGCGAAUGGGCAGAGAUGGAACUGCGUGCUGAGAACUUCGAUAAAGCUGUUGGAAUCAUGGCAAAGGCCACCCAGGCACCGAAGAAGUCCACAGUCGACUAUUUCGAUGAGACCUUGUCGCCCCAACAGCGAAUCCACAAGAGCUGGAAGCUCUGGAGCUUCUAUGUCGACCUUGUUGAGAGUGUAUCCUCUCUGGAGGAGACUAGGAAGGUCUAUGAGCGCAUCUUCGAAUUGCGCAUUGCGACACCUCAAACCGUCGUAAAUUAUGCCAAUCUUCUGGAAGAGAACGAUUAUUACGAGGACUCGUUCAAAAUUUACGAGCGUGGCCUGGACCUCUUCACCUAUCCCGUCGCCUUCGAGCUUUGGAAUCUGUACCUUACCAAAGCCGUCGAUCGCAAGAUCGGCAUCGAAAGACUUCGCGACUUGUUUGAACAAGCAUUGGAUGGAUGCCCGCCGAAAUUCGCCAAGCCUCUCUACUUAAUGUAUGGAAACCUGGAAGAGGAGCGUGGCCUCGCCCGGCAUGCAAUGCGCAUCUAUGAGCGUGCGACUCGCUCUUUUUCCGACGAGUACAGAUUUGAGAUGUUCGAAUUUUACAUUACAAAGUCUGCUUCAAACUUUGGCCUUACAUCGACUCGACCCAUCUACGAACGGGCGAUCGCUGCCUUGCCGGAUCAAGAAGCGAAGGAGAUGUGUCUCAAGUUUGCUGAAAUGGAACGACGACUAGGCGAGAUCGACCGUGCCCGUGCUAUCUACGGCCAUGCAUCCCAAUUCUGCGAUCCUCGCACCAAUGCGCCUUUCUGGCAAAAGUGGGAGUCGUUUGAAGUACAACACGGAAAUGAAGACACAUUUAAGGAAAUGCUACGCAUCAAAAGAAGUGUCCAGGCUCAAUACAACACCGAUGUCAACUUCAUUGCUUCCCAGGCCAUUGCCCGUAGCCAGCAGCGUAGCGAAAACGUCGAGGGCCAAGAAGGCGAUGAGACAGAUCGUGCUGAUGCAAUGGCCGCACUUGAACGUGAAGCGCGUGCUCCGAUCGGUUUCGUCGCCGCUAGCACUGGCCCCGAAGGUGGAACACGUCCUCCCCCCGGUAGCGAAGCACCGGCAGCUCCAGCCAACCCAGAUGCUAUCGACCUUGAUGACGACAUGGAUGAGUAG
Molecule: messenger RNA, 2484 nt
Organism: Penicillium chermesinum
Lineage: Eukaryota; Fungi; Ascomycota; Eurotiomycetes; Eurotiales; Aspergillaceae
Product: mRNA splicing protein SYF1
Exons: 5
Coding region: 1-2484 (827 amino acids)
Biological process (GO): generation of catalytic spliceosome for first transesterification step; mRNA splicing, via spliceosome
Cellular component (GO): U2-type catalytic step 2 spliceosome; post-mRNA release spliceosomal complex; Prp19 complex
Molecular function (GO): protein binding
Source: RefSeq, a predicted model, not a curated record